UUUCAGUAAUCGAUCGAUUGUUGAUGUUUUUUCAUUCUAAUUUACUUUGUGUAUUGUGUACAGGUAAAAGUAUACAAAUGAUUGUAUUAAGAUAAAAAAAAGUUUAUGCAAAUAACUCAACAAGUCCAAGCAAUCACGCAUGGGAGGUUGUACACUAAUGCACCAUUUCUGGAAUUUAACUGUUGCACUCCCAUUAACAAUAUGGACUACGAUUAUCUUAUCAAACUUCUUUGUGUUGGGGAUUCUGGGGUCGGUAAAACAAGCUUCCUAUACAAGUAUACUGACGGCGUUUUCCAUACACAGUUCAUUUCCACAGUGGGGAUUGACUUCAGGGAGAAAAGUGUGAUUUACCAGCAAAAUGGGAGACAGCAUCGAAUUCACUUACAACUUUGGGAUACAGCAGGACAAGAAAGAUUUCGCAGCCUCACCACAGCUUUUUAUCGUGAUGCUAUGGGUUUCCUUUUGCUGUUUGACCUCACCAAUGAAGCCUCUUUCCUUGAAGUCAGAAAUUGGAUUGAACAGUUAAAGACUCACAGCCUCUCAGAAGAUCCAGACAUAGUUCUGUGUGGCCACAAAUGUGAUUUACAAGAAAAGAGGUUGGUUAAUCAGAAUCGGGCACGGGAGUUUGCCAAGAACUACAACCUGCCAUAUUUAGAGACUAGUGCCAAAUCGGGACAGAAUAUUGACAGAGCCAUUGAGAUUUUACUUGACCGCAUUAUGAAUAGAAUGGAGUCAUCAGUAGAGUAUGCAAUGCUCUGUGCAUCAGGAAGACGGCGCCAAUCUCUCCAAAAACUACAAGCAAGCAAAGACAAGAAGUUUUGUUCAUGCUAAAUGUUUUAUAAUCUGUGAUUUGAUACUGUCUUAUACACUCUACUUACCUUGAAAAAAGUAUUGCUAUUCUAUACAAUUUAUGAUAAAUAUUUUUUAUUCUUCGCAAAGGUUUUAUAUUGUAACUUGGAACCAAAAAUUAUUUAUUCCUAAAGGGUCUAUGGUUAAUGAGACUGAUUUUUGUUUUCUAGUUCCUGGCUAAGUAUUUGUUAUACAUUCCAUGAGCCAUUGCAACUGUAUCAUAGGUUUAAGUUUAAAAUGAUAUCCUAUCUAGUCAUGUGCAUUUAUUGUUAUAUCUUUACUGUUUUAGUAUUAAUGAUCUGAUCUGCCAACUUUGUAGUAUUUUUAUGAGAUUUUUAAUUGUUCAACACAUUCCAUGUUUGAAAUAUUAUUGAGAAAGUUGAAUACCUAUAGAAAGUUCAAUCCAUCUCAAUAGUGCAAUAGGUACUAAUUUGUUCCUUACGAUAAGUGCAGGGUACCUAUCCUAGUCAGAUUUAUGGUACACAAUGGUUUCUUUAAGAAUUUGCCUGUUAUGAGAAAUAUCUGUAACAUUUGGUAAACUCAAAAGAACUUUUUCAUUUUUAGUGUCCUAUUUAUUGAAUCUGGUGAAAAUGUGAAGAAACCAAACAGUAAAUAUAAUACCUACCUAAUGUUGUCAUAGCGUAGGUAUAUGUACUAUUAUAGAAUAAUUAUUUAGUUAAUAAUUUGCUUGUGUUUUGUUAUUGAAUGUUUUGCACAAGUGUGAUAUUUUAGUAGCACAAAAUACUUAUACAAUGUACCCUAAACCCACUGAGUUGAUAUGCAAAUGUUUUUGUAAAAAUCUUAUGAUAUUUGAUAUUCAGGAGUUUAUUGAGGUACCCGAGUUAUUGAAGUAAAAGUGUGUAAUCUGAAUGAAUUGAAUUGUUAUACAAGUUUACAUUUUUAAUCAUAUUGAUAAUGUAAGUGGACAUUUUUGUAAAGGUGUGUUUGGACUAACACCCUGUAUAAUUAUAGUGUAUGGGCGAAGUGAAAAUGUUACUUUAAGAUUUCAACAAAAUUGUUCACGCACAAUGGUUGCAGUUUUGUCCAGAUUUUAGAAAUGUUCGCACGCAAUUUUUUCCUGUUUGUCCAAGAAGACCAGAAAAAAUAUUUAAUUAUUAAAAUCUCAUCGUUAUGAAUCGAAAUUCUGUUAUGACCCAUAGCAAAACUAUCAAAAGCCAUAAAUUAUCGAAAAAGUCUUGUGUUAGACUAAACACACCUAUCGUAUUUUAAAAAUAGACUUGAUAACGAAGUAUUUUACGUAGGAACCUAUUUGACGAAGUCACGAUAUCUUAAAGUAGCGACCCAAUGACGCUUCUGUCCCCCCUAGUAUUAAUGAGGAAAAGUCCGUUUGUCGUUAAUAAUCAUACCAGAAUUAUCCUCAUAAAAAAUAAGUAUUAUAACGUGAAACACACCCGUAUGAAACGCACACAAUUAAAGGCUCGAGCAGACCGGA
This is a messenger RNA of Helicoverpa armigera (cotton bollworm), 2302 nucleotides long. It is a transcript of the gene Rab27, whose product is annotated as ras-related protein Rab-27A. Gene Ontology annotation, cellular component: plasma membrane; endosome; dendritic spine. The record is from RefSeq and is a predicted model, not a curated record. The transcript has 5 exons. The coding region runs from base 106 to 831 and encodes 241 amino acids. Gene Ontology annotation, molecular function: GTP binding; GTPase activity. Gene Ontology annotation, biological process: protein localization to plasma membrane; protein secretion; Golgi vesicle fusion to target membrane. Lineage: Eukaryota; Metazoa; Arthropoda; Insecta; Lepidoptera; Noctuidae.